UGUCCAUGAUGAUGAAGAUUUCUCUGUCUGCGCUGCUGCUGCUGCUGCUCUGCUCUCUGUGUGGGGCACACAGCCUGGCUGAGGGUGGAGAUGUGCAGGAGUCCAGCAGCCUGCAGCAGGAUGGUGUAGCAGUAGAGGGAAACAUGAAAUAUGUCGACAACUCCUGCCAACUAUUCAUCGGUCUGAGGGAUGAAGUCCGUGAACUGAGAGAGACUGUGUCCACCCUCCGGAGCCAACUACAAGAGCAAAAGAGAGAAGAACAAGUAGCGUUUGGUACCUCACUGGGUCCUUAUGGACAACAGGGUCCAUAUAACACUGAGAUUACUCUGGUUUAUAAGGAUGUGUUUGUCAACGCUGGGAAUGCGUACAACCCAACAACAGGUAUCUUCACUGCACCAGUGAGAGGUGUCUACUACUUCAGCUUCUCUGGUCACCAUAGCUCAUCCAGAUCCAUGGGUCUCAGACUAUUCAAGAAUGGCCAGCAAAUGGUGACGGUGUACAACCAUGCUGCAGGUAACCGCUAUGAGACUGCAACAAAUGGAAUGACCCUACAGCUAGAGACGGGCGACCAUGUGGAUAUGCGGCUUAUGGCAAACACAUGGCUUUUUGAUAAUGAAAAUGACCACAGCACUUUCAUUGGCCAUUUGCUGUUUCCACUGUAA
Messenger RNA from Alosa sapidissima (American shad), 662 nucleotides. RefSeq names its product complement C1q-like protein 2. The record is from RefSeq and is a predicted model, not a curated record. Bases 6 to 662 code for a protein of 218 amino acids. Lineage: Eukaryota; Metazoa; Chordata; Actinopteri; Clupeiformes; Clupeidae. The transcript has 3 exons. Gene Ontology annotation, molecular function: protein binding.